GGGCUGGGAUUUGGGAUCUGGGGCUGGUCCCCAGGGAUCUGGGGCUGGGAUUUGGGAUCUGGGGCCGGUCCUGAUCCCCUCCUGGCCUGUCCCACAGCUGCAGGGACAGCAUGGCUGCCACGGCCGCCGUCAGCCCCAGCGAGUACCUGCAGCCCGCCGCCGCCUCCGCCCAGGACUCGCAGCCCUCUCCCCUGGCCCUGCUGGCCGCCACAUGCAGCAAGAUCGGUCCCCCGGCCGUGGAGGCGGCCGCGGCGCCGCCGGCGCCUCCCCAGCCCGCCCCUCGCAAGCUGGUGCCCAUCAAACCCGCCCCGCUGCCGCUGGGCUCGGCCAAGGGCGGCAUCGGCAUCCUGUCCUCCAAAGGGAACCUCUUCCAGAUCCAGGGCUCCCAGCUGGGCGCCUCCAUCGCCGGCGGGCAGCUGGUUUUCGCCAUCCAGAACGCGGCCGUGCUCAACAAAGGCUCGCGUUCCUCCUCGUCCUCCUCGUCGUCCUCGUCGUCCUCGUCGUCCUCCUCCAACAUCCAGUACCAGGCGGUGCCGCAGCUGCAGCCCGGCGCGGCUCAGACCAUCCAGGUGCAGCCUAACCAGAUCCAGAUCAUCCCGGGCACCAGCCAGGCCAUCCUCGCUCCCUCCUCUUCCUCGCACAAACCCGUGCCCAUCAAACCGGCCCCGGCGCAGAAAGCGGCGGCGGGCGGCGGCGGCGUGGUCAAACUGCCCGGCGGCGGCAACGUCACCCUCACCCUGCCCGUCAACAACCUGGUGAGCGCCGAGGCGGGCGGGCAGCCCCAGCUGCUGACGGACAGCCCUUCCAAAGCGGGCAAGAAACCUCGGAAAAAGGCCACGGCGCCGGGCCAGCCCGCCGCCCUGGCCGUGGCCGAGCAGGUGGAGACGGUGCUGAUCGAGACCACGGCCGAGAACAUCAUCCAGGCGGGCAGCAACCUGCUGAUCGUGCAGAGCCCCGGCGCGGGGCAGCCGGCCGUGGUGCAGCAGGUGCAGGUGGUGCAGCCCAAGCAGGAGUCGCAGGUGGUGCAGAUCCCGCAGCAGGCGCUGCGCGUGGUGCAGGCGGCCUCGGCCACGCUGCCCACCGUGCCCCAGAAAUCCUCGCAGAACUUCCAGAUCCAGGCGGCCGAGCCCACCCCCACCCAGGUGUACUUCAAGACGCCGUCGGGCGAGCUGCAGACGGUGCUGCUGCAGGACACCUCGUCCAUCCCGGUGCUGCCGCCGUCGGGGCCGGCGGGCGGCCCCGCGCCGCGCAGCCCCGGCCGCAAGCCGGCCCCGCGCAAGGAGCGCCCGCUGCCCAAGAUCGCCCCGGCCGGGGGCAUCCUCAGCCUGAGCGCGGCGCAGCUGGCGGCGGCCGCCCAGGCCAUGCAGACCAUCAACAUCAACGGCGUGCAGGUGCAGGGCGUGCCCCUCACCAUCACCAACAGCGCAGGCCAGCAGCAGCUGACGGUGCAGAACGUGGCCGGCAACAACGUGACCAUCAGCGGGCUGAGCCCCACGCAGAUCCAGCUGCAGAUGGAGCAGGCGCUGUCCGGGGACAUCCAGCCCGGAGAGAAGAGGAGGAGGAUGGCCUGCACCUGCCCCAACUGCAAGGACGGCGACAAGCGGUGGGGUGACAAACGCAGGUCCCUGCUGUCCCUGACCCCUGUCCCUGUCCCCGCAGGUGACAAACACAGGUCCCCGCUGUCCCUGACCCCCGUCCCUGUCACCACAGGUGACAAACGCUUCGAGUGCGCGCAGUGCCAGAAACGCUUCAUGCGCUCCGACCACCUGACCAAGCACUACAAAACCCACCUGGUCACCAAGAACUUGUAG
Molecule: messenger RNA, 1811 nt
Organism: Lonchura striata (white-rumped munia)
Lineage: Eukaryota; Metazoa; Chordata; Aves; Passeriformes; Estrildidae
Source: RefSeq, a predicted model, not a curated record